Molecule: messenger RNA, 1602 nt
Organism: Trichomycterus rosablanca
Lineage: Eukaryota; Metazoa; Chordata; Actinopteri; Siluriformes; Trichomycteridae
Gene: nat8l2
Product: N-acetyltransferase 8-like 2
Exons: 3
Coding region: 146-832 (228 amino acids)
Molecular function (GO): N-acetyltransferase activity
Source: RefSeq, a predicted model, not a curated record
GUAUGAAUGGAACUGCUGACAUCUCUGUCUGUAAUGCUGAACUUUAGACUGAUGUUAAACUGAAGUGGAUAAAAUAGAGCUGCUUUAGAAAGAAAAGGAAACUCUGCGAAACCAGUGCUUAAACGGAACAACGAAAAGAAUCAAAAUGCAUGUAACAAUUAGGAAAUUCCUGCCCUCAGACCGUGAAGCUGUCAGUAAAGUAUAUCGAGAUGGAAUCCAUGAGCACAUCAUUCCAUUGUUUACCUGGGCCAUUUCCCAGCCAUUCCACAUUUCUCUGACCAUGUGUAUGUUUGUUAUGGGUUACAUGCUAAGUGGAGGAUCAGUCGGUCUGGCUCUGCUAGCUGCAGUGUCCUGGAUCAGCCUGGUGUUCUACUGCUGCUACGAGUUCUUUGCAGGAUAUGUCCGAACCAGGCUGCACACAGACAUGCAGGACAUUGCAGGAUUUUACCUCAGUAAUCCAGACAACUGCUUCUGGGUUGCUGAAGCUGAAGUCAACGGGCGGCCACAGAUUAUGGGUUUGGUUGCUUUGAAAGCCAAAAAGCUUCCAGGCACUAACGGGCAGAAGUAUGGAGAGCUUUUCCGAAUGAUUGUGUCGUCUGAGUGUCGUCGUGCUGGUCUAGGCUUACGACUGGGGAACACAGUGGAGGACUUUUGCAAAGAACGAGGGUUCUCAAAGGUUGUGCUUGAAACUACCUCAAUACAGAGAGCUGGUGUCGCCCUUUAUGAAAAGAUGGGCUUUAGGCUUGUGCAGACUCAUACAAGAACCGAAGGUCCUUGGUGGGUUUUCAGACUGACUAGAUGUACAAUUCUUAGGAUGGAGAAAGGCCUGUAAACAUAAAUGCUGUUCAGUUUGGAUGCUAAUAAUGUGUAAAAUGUAAUAAUUUCUAGUGAUUUGUAUUAUCAGAAAAGCAUAUAAUCACUGUUUUUCUUUUUUUUAAUAUGAUGCUAAUAACAGAGCUCUUAAGUUUUGACUAUAAUGUAAUAAUGACACACUGCUUUUUCAAGCAUUAUAGCAACCGGUUUUAGAACAAAUUGCUUUCUAUGUAGCUCCGUAGUUAAUGUACUGGACUAGUAAUCAGAAGUAAGAUUGACAGUUCCUACACUUAAUAUCACACUAUGGGUCUGUUCCCUUGUUAUUCAGUCAGUUUAUCCCCUCAAAUUAACGCACCUUAGUAGGCAGCAUUUUAAGGCAUCUAAGAAUUUGGACUGCCUUCUUUUCUGGGGCACGUGUAAGAUGACAUAAAAUGCUGUCUAUGUAGAGAGCUCACUAGGUUUUCGGACAGACCCAAUACGGCCAAAAGGUUUUUAAAUCCAUGUUGCCACACUCCUCCACUCGCCUCCCCUGCAGCUAUAACAGACUCUACACAGAAUAAUAAUAUUAAUAAUCUCACUAUUUUUUGAACCACUAUUUUUGUACAAGGUGUUUUAUUUUGGGCAAUUAUUAGUAUUUCAAAGCAAAGGUUAAGAAUAAAGUUAAUAAGCCUAUAUAAAGAGCCGUAAUGUUUGUCAUUAUACACCAAUUAGCCCUAACAUUUAAUAAUGUUUGUCAUUAUACAUCAAUUAGCCAUAACAUUAAAACCAGCUCCUUGUUCCUACACUCAC